Messenger RNA from Kazachstania africana CBS 2517, 972 nucleotides. It is a transcript of the gene PIR1, whose product is annotated as beta-1,3-glucan linked protein. Gene Ontology annotation, cellular component: fungal-type cell wall. Gene Ontology annotation, molecular function: structural constituent of cell wall. The record is from RefSeq and is a predicted model, not a curated record. The transcript has a single exon. Bases 1 to 972 code for a protein of 323 amino acids. Gene Ontology annotation, biological process: fungal-type cell wall organization. NCBI's taxonomy places the organism in Eukaryota, Fungi, Ascomycota, Saccharomycetes, Saccharomycetales, Saccharomycetaceae.
AUGCAAUACAAAAAGACUUUAGCCACCGCUGCUUUAACAGCAUCUGCAUACGCUGCCUACGUUCCAAGCGAGCCAUGGUCCACUUUAACACCAACCGCUACAUACAGUAACGGUAUUACCGACUACGCUUCUAGUUUCGGUAUCGCCGUCAACCCAAUUAGCACAAGCGCUGCUUCCGUUGCUAAGAGAGAUGCUAUUUCUCAAAUUGGCGAUGGCCAAAUUCAAGCUGCUACUAAGACUACAACCACUUUGAAGACUACUGCUGCUGCUGUCUCUCAAAUUGGUGAUGGUCAAAUUCAAGCUACUACUACUACAAAGAAGACCACUGCUGCUGCUGUCUCCCAAAUCGGUGACGGCCAAAUUCAAGCUACUACUACCACAAAGAAGACCACCGCUGCUGCUGUCUCCCAAAUUGGUGAUGGCCAAAUUCAAGCUACUACUACCACAAAGAAGACCACCGCUGCUGCUGUUUCUCAAAUCGGUGACGGUCAAAUCCAAGCUACUACUACCACUACUAAGAGCACUGCCGCUGCCGUCUCUCAAAUUGGUGAUGGUCAAAUCCAAGCUACUACCAAGACCACUGCUUCUGAUGCUUCCCAAGUCCAAGCAACUAGCAGUGCUGCUGCCUCUGAAGCCGCUUCCACAGACUCAGAUGAUCCAGUUAACGCUGUCUCCUGUAAGACCUCAGGCACUCUAGCCAUGUCUUUAGACGGAAGUAUCUUAACCGACGCCAAGGGUAGAGUCGGUUCUAUCGUUGCCAACAGACAAUUCCAAUUCGAUGGUCCACCACCACAAGCCGGUGCCAUCUACGCUGCUGGUUGGUCUAUCACCCCAGAAGGUAACUUAGCUAUUGGUGACAACGAUGUCUUCUACCAAUGUCUAUCUGGUAGCUUCUACAACUUAUAUGAUGAAAGUAUUGGUGCUCAAUGUUCUCCAGUCCACUUAGAAGUCAUCGACUUAAUCGACUGCUAA